This is a messenger RNA of Corvus hawaiiensis (hawaiian crow), 1860 nucleotides long. It is a transcript of the gene GPAA1, whose product is annotated as glycosylphosphatidylinositol anchor attachment 1. Gene Ontology annotation, cellular component: membrane; GPI-anchor transamidase complex. NCBI's taxonomy places the organism in Eukaryota, Metazoa, Chordata, Aves, Passeriformes, Corvidae. Gene Ontology annotation, biological process: attachment of GPI anchor to protein. The annotation marks the transcript as partial. The transcript has 9 exons. The record is from RefSeq and is a predicted model, not a curated record.
ACCGAGGCGCUGCUGCUGCUGGUGCCCUGCUCCGAGGGCAGCGCCCACAACAGCCAGGCCGUGGGGCUGCUGCUGGCCCUGGCGGGCUACUGCCGAGGUCAGAUCUACUGGGCCAAGGACCUCGUGUUCCUGGUGACCGAGCACGACCUGCUGGGGACACAGGCCUGGCUGGAGGCCUACCAUGAUGUGAACCUUACUGGUGCCCACCCGGGGGGGCUCCCGGCGCGGGCCGGUGCCAUCCAGGCGGCGCUGGCGCUGGAGCUCAGCUCGGACGUGCUGACCAGCGUGGACGUGGCCGUGGAGGGGCUCAACGGGCAACUGCCCAACCUGGACCUGCUCAACCUCUUCCACUCCUUCUGCCACAAGAACGGCCUGCUCUGCACCUUCCAGGGCAAGCUGCCCCCCCCGGAGGGCCCCUCGGGGCCGGCCUACGGGCAGAGCCUGCGCACGCUGGGGCUGAUGCUGCUGGGCCAGGCCGGGGGGGCUCCCGGGGGGGCCCACGGGCUCUUCCUGCGCUUCCGCAUCGAGGCGCUCACCCUGCGCGGCAUCAACAGCUUCCGCCAGCACAAGUUCGACCUGGGCGCGCUCGGCAGGACGCUGGAGGGAAUGUUCCGGAAGCUGAACAACCUCCUGGAGCGGCUGCACCAGUCCUACUUCCUGUACCUGCUGCCCUCGCUGGCGCGCUUCGUGUCCAUCGGCGGCUACGCGCCCGCGCUGGGGCUGCUGCUGCUGCCGCUGGGCCUGCGCGCCCUGGACCUGUGGAUGCGGCUGAGCCGGAGCGAGGAGGGGGAGGGGGACCCCCCCCCCGGGGAGGCCCGCGGGGGGGGGCUGCUGUGGCUGGUGCCCCCCGUGCUGGUGUCGGGGGCGGCGGGCACCGCGCUGCACCUGCUGCCCGUGCGCGGCCAGGCCGUGGCCACCCAGCACUUCCCGGUGGGCGAGGCCGAGGCCGUGGUGCUGGCCCUGAUCGGCAUCUACGUGGCCGGGAUGGCACUGCCCCACAGCACCCACAGGGCGCUGUCCGGCGGUGGCCAGCGGGGCUGGAUGACCCUGAAGCUGGUGGCCCUGCUGGCCCUGGCGCUGCUCCUCACCUGCCUGGCGCUGCUCAACUUCUCCCUGGGCUUCCUGCUCGGGGUCACCCUCGUGCCACCCGCGGCCGCCGUCCGGCCGGGGGGCAACAGGUUGCCGCUGGCCGUGCUGCUGGUGCUGACCACGCCGGGGCUGUCGCUGUUCCUGGCCGUGCUGCUGGAGCGGGAGCUGCUGGAGGCGCCGGCGGGGCUGGGCGAGGCCUGGCAGCGCUUCCUGGGGGCGCUGGGCCAGGGGCUGCUGCAGGAGCACCUGCACGGAGCCCACCUGAGCCCCCUGCUCGCCCUGGGCGCCUACCCCUGCUGGCUGCUGCUCUGGAACGUGCUCUUCUGGAAGUGACCGCUGCCGGAUGGACACACGGACACGGGAUGGACACAGGGAUGGACACGCGGACACGGGAUGGACACGGGGACAGAGCCACGGACCCCUCACACCGACCCCACCUGAGCCCCCUGGGCGCCUACCCCUGCUGGCUGCUGCUCUGGAACGUGGACAGACAGACACGGGAUGGACAGACAGACACGGGAUGGACACAGGGAUGGACAGACGGACAGAGCUCGGGCAGGGACAGACCCACGGGCAGUUCCACAGAGGGGCCCCCGGGACAGUGACAGCCCCGAUGGAGCCACAGACAGAAACACGGACAGAGCUGCGGACAGACCCCAGUGAGCCCCCAGACCCACGGACAGAGCCCUGGACAGACCCCGAUGGAGCCCAGACCCACGGACAGACCCCGAUGGCCCCCAGACCCAUGGACAGAGCCCUGGACCGGCCCCG